UUUGUUACCUCCUACUUCAUCUUGAUCUUUUUGUGUUUUUAGUGUAUUUAUGAGCAUCAUUCUUUGUACAAGGCUUUCAUUGCAGCAAUAAAUAGAUAUUGACUAAUCUCGGAUAGUGAACUUAAAAGUCAUUAUGCAGUGAUGUAGUGGUCAUAGAUAUUUCUAGCUAAAAAUACGAUUAGUAUUUUUCUCUUGUUGCUUUGAUACAGACCUUUAAUGUAUGAUAACAUAAAUACAGUUAUUUUUCCCAUUAAUUCAUCGACUAAUCUUAAAGACAAAUAGAGACACAGAAUUGUGUAUGCCUUUAAGGAAGAAUCUCGUAAUAUGCAGUAUAUAAAUGGUUGUUAUUUAUAUUUGUACAAUCAUUUUAUAUGAGCUAUUCUUCGACAACACUAUUUUAAAAUUGAAUGGCAACAUCUUGUAACUGUAGUUCACUAUACAUACUAUGGAGGCAUAUAUUGAAUUAAAAAAAGUUUUAUUUAUUGUUUCUGUAAUUAUUUUAAACUGCAAACCAAAUUAUUGUGAAAAUAAUAUUCUUAAUAAGAAUGCGAAAAUAAUUAUUAUCGGUAGUGGACCCUCUGGCAUUGCAGCUGCAUCAAAGUUGUUCGAAAAUGAAUUUCAUAAUGUAAUGAUUUUAGAAGCUGAAGAUCGUAUAGGUGGUCGUGUUUAUACUACAAAAUUUGGUAAUUACUCUAUUGAUCUUGGUGGACAAUGGGUACAUGGCACGAAAGGUAACAUAGUGUUUGAGCUUGCCAACCCGUAUGGUCUCGUGGAUGUUUCAGAUAAAGAAGAUUCCGGAUUAGAUAUAGUGGGCUUAGAUUCCUCUGGCAAUCAUAUCGACCCUGAACUUGCAAACAAACUGACCGAUUUUUAUUAUGAAUAUGUAGACAGUCUAGAUUCCCGAAAGGAUCCUGCUUCUGAAAGUAUUGGUCAACGUGCCGAAAAAGUAUAUGAUGAGUUUUUCAAAAAUGACUCAUCAGCACUAAAUCAAAAAAGGAAAUUUUUAGACCAUUUAGAGUUGAGUAGGAAUCAAGAAGACUCUGCUUUUUCAUGGUGCGAUGUAUCUGUACCAGGUUUAAGAGAGUAUACCAACCUUGAAGGGGAUCAGUGGGUUAAUUGGAAAGAAAGAGGUUUUUCGACCAUUCUAGACAUUCUUAUGAAACGUUAUCCAAAUCGAGAAAAAGAACAUCCAAUAUUUAAUAACACUUUGCUUAACGUUGAAGUGCUAUCAAUUGAUUAUUUACAAGAUGUAAAAGGUCCAUCUGUUUUGAUCACAACGACAAAAGGUCAAUUGUACAAAGCCGAUCAUGUUAUAGUAACGGUGUCACUAGGAGUUUUAAAAGAAAAAUACAUGUCUUUAUUUAUUCCACCACUCCCAGUUUAUAAAGUCAAUACUAUAAAGGCCUCUGGAUUCGGCGCGAUAGCCAAAAUAUAUUUCAUGUAUGAUGAACCAUUUUGGACUUUGAAAAAUAAUACAAGAAUAUUACAUUUCUCUUUCUUAUGGAACGACGCCGAAAGAAAACAGAUUGAAGCUGAUCCCGAAAAAGAAUGGCUGCUUGGGAUGGCUACAGUAUUGACUGUUGAAAAGAAACCAAAUCUUUUGUCACUCUGGGUUUCCGGAAAAUAUGUCAAACAAAUGGAAGAACUUCCCGAAGAAAAAGUAUUUAACCAUUCAGUGGAAAACAUACAAAGAUUUUUGGGAAAAAAAUACAACGUUACAAAGCCUAUAGCGAUGUUAAGAUCUCGCUGGUACAAUAACCCACAUUUUCGAGGAACUUACUCUUAUCGUAGUGUAGAAGCACAUAGACAAAAAGUCUUUCCAGAAAUGUUAGAGAGACCACUAAAUGAACAAACCUUAAAAGUUUUGUUUGCUGGUGAAGCAACGUCAUCACAUCGCUAUGGCACAGUCGACGGUGCUAUCAGGAGUGGCUGGAAAGCUGCUGAUCGAUUAAUAGAUCAUUACAAGAAGUUAAGUAGAACAUCUGCACCAGUUGCAUAGUAUCAUUUGCAGAUUUUUAUGUUUUGCAGCUACUUACACAAUCUCUCUAAAUGUCAAAGAGUGAAAAAUCACUUCAAUUUUGACUCUAAAGGAGUGAUUUUUUGCUUUUUCAGAUUUAGAGAGAUUACAAAUGCUAAAUGUGAGUGUAUGUAUAUUAUUUUCAAAUAAAAUUAAUUUAUAAUGUUUAUUUUAUAAAAGAAAA
Nasonia vitripennis (jewel wasp) is the source of this 2201-nucleotide messenger RNA. RefSeq names its product spermine oxidase. The transcript is spliced from 8 exons. NCBI's taxonomy places the organism in Eukaryota, Metazoa, Arthropoda, Insecta, Hymenoptera, Pteromalidae. Gene Ontology annotation, molecular function: polyamine oxidase activity. The coding region runs from base 446 to 1999 and encodes 517 amino acids. The record is from RefSeq and is a predicted model, not a curated record.